UCCAUGCAGGUAUGAAUGAUCCCCGAAGAGAGCCACUUGGUAGAGGCGUAGAGCCUUUGUUCAGCCAUGUCCAUGACCACCUCCAACAAAAUUCUCUACACUCCUCUCCUCCCAGAUACUUUCCUUCCCUGUAAUUUCCUCUUCUUCUUCUUCUUCUUCUUCUUCUCUACUGGGAAAGCGCCAUGGCUAUGGUUGACCCGCUCCCAGUUAUAUUCCCUAAUGRCACCGGGAGGCAAGAAGACAACCAGCUAGACUCCUCUUUCUCCAUAGUAGCCCUUCGGAAGUUACCCCACCUCACCGACUACGUUCAGAACCUCCAGACCUUCACAAACCCAUUAGAAUACAACCCAUUCUACCACGAACCAGCCAGAUUCUACAUCUCCCCCUCCGACGUCAUUCUCCGGCAGAUCGUCUAUGACCUUGCCAGUGGCUUUCCCGUGGCCACGCCCCACCUGACCUACCACCGUGCAGGCCCACGUAAACUGAUCUUCUACGACCCCUUUCAUGUGCGAGCUGCGAUUGUUACUUGUGGAGGACUGUGCCCCGGCCUGAACACUGUCAUUAGGGAGCUGGUGGUGGGUCUGUGGGAGCUUUAUGGGGUGCGUCGGAUUUUUGGUAUUAAGGCGGGGUACAGGGGGUUCUAUUCCACGGAACCGGUGCCGCUUGAUCCCAAGGCUGUGAAUAAUUGGCAUAAGAGGGGUGGAACCAUUCUUGAGACCACCAGAGGUGGGUUUGAUCUCGUUAAGAUCGUUGAUGCCAUUGAAARUCGAAGGUUUAAUCAGGUAUACAUCAUAGGUGGAGAUGGCACAAUGCGUGGGGCUGUCAAGAUUUUCGAGGAGAUCCGUCGACGGAAGCUGAACGUAGCUGUUACCGGGCUGCCCAAAACAGUCGACAAUGACAUUGGAAUCAUAGACAGGUCUUUUGGGUUCCACACAGCAGUGGAGACCGCCCAACAAGCCAUCAGUGCAGCUCACGUCGAGGCAGAGAGUGCAGUUAACGGCAUUGGCCUGGUAAAGCUGAUGGGUCGAAGCACGGGCCACAUCGCCCUGCAUGCGACCUUGAGCAGCCGAGACGUGGAUUGCUGCUUGAUUCCAGAAAACGAUUUCUACCUGGAAGGGGAAGGGGGGCUGUUUGAAUUCCUGGGACAGAGAUUGAGAAAGAAUGGGCAUGCCGUGGUUGUGGUGGCGGAGGGGGCGGGGCAGGAUUUGAUACCGAGAAGCGACGCAGAGAAAGAGGAGAAGGAUGAAUCCGGCAACCCAGUGCUGUUGGAUGUUGGGGGGUGGUUGAAAUCGGAGGUGAAGCGAUGGUGGGCAAGAGAUCACCCAAGGGAGUUGCUGACGGUGAAGUACAUAGACCCAACGUAUAUGAUACGUGCAGUACCUCCGAACGCGACAGACAAUUUGUACUGUACGCUGCUGGCGCACUCGGCGAUUCAUGGGGUGAUGGCGGGAUACACUGGAUUUGUGUCUGGUCCCAUUAAUGGCAACUAUGCGUAUAUUCCGUUACUGGACGUGGCUCAGACGAGAAACGUGGUGAAUACAAGGGACCAUAAGUGGGCGUGGGUCAGGUCCGUCACUAACCAGCCGGAUUUCUUGAAAUAACUGGAGGCUUUGUGAUUGGAGUUUCGCAAAAAACCCAUAUAAUGUAACUUCAGCUAUCUUUAGACUUUAGCCUAGCAAGUGUUUGAUGUUAAUCCCCAUAAAUAAGUGUUGGUAUGUAAUGUAACCCGUGAUUACACAACUUCCUUAGAAUUGGAAAGCAACUUGGGCCUCAAACUAGUAUAGGUUGGUAGCAGGAUGAAUUUCUUCUGGGUUGUUAGGAAGACAUAUCUAAAAAGAUUUGACAAACGGUAUGCAAGCAAAUAGCAAUAGUAAGGACUUUCUACAAAUACAAAUGUAGCUUGGGGCAGGCCUUGGCCAGUUGGUCCUUC
Molecule: messenger RNA, 1930 nt
Organism: Nelumbo nucifera (sacred lotus)
Lineage: Eukaryota; Viridiplantae; Streptophyta; Magnoliopsida; Proteales; Nelumbonaceae
Gene: PFK2
Product: phosphofructokinase 2
Biological process (GO): glycolytic process; fructose 6-phosphate metabolic process
Molecular function (GO): ATP binding; 6-phosphofructokinase activity
Source: RefSeq, a predicted model, not a curated record